UGCGUUCAUCAUGUGUCACUCUCGCAGCUCCUUCCCGACCAUGACCGUGCUGCCAUCACCGACCCCCGUCCCCGCCAACAGCCCGGCACCUCGACGGGGCUCGGGCCCCGAGAUCUUCACCUUCGACCCUCUCCCGGAGCGGGCCGUGGCCCCCGCCGCGCGUCCCAGCAUCUCGCGCGCGCACCGAAAGCGCAGCCGCAGGGUCCUCUACCCACGGGUGGUCCGGCGCCAGCUGCCCGUCGAGGAUCCCAACCCUGCCAAACGGCUUCUCUUUAUCCUGCUCGCUGUUGUCUUCUGCCAGAUCCUCAUGGCCGAAGAGGGUGUCCCGGUGACGCUGGCCGGGGAAGACGCCCCCAGCACCGUGUCCCCAGCGCCCACCCCAGCGCCCCCAGUCAUCGAGUCUUUUAACCUGACUUCAGAGCCCUCAGACUACUCUGUAGACCUCAGCGCUUUACUCCAGCAGCACCCGGCCGCCUUCUAACAGAGACUCCUCAUACCUCCCCGAAAAGAAUCUGAAAACCAGUGUGCCCGGUGCGCGCAAGCGUAUCCCGCGCUGGAACGCCGGGGCAACUCGAGUUCAGCCAACACUACAUACAGCCGGUGCCCGAGUGCGAACCAGAGGGCCGCCGGGGUGCGAAGACAGCGGCAUUAAUUUAUUUCUCAUAGCUCCUAAUAUUUAUGUGUAUUUAUGCACAUCCCCUAGGUGACGGAGGGGUGUAUGUAAUAUUUAUUUUAACUUAUGCAAGGGUGCCAGAUGUGUCCCCCUCUGCUCAUGAAGAUUACGUGGUAUUUAUUGAGCUUUUGUGGGAUGGGUGGAGGGAAAGGACCAGGGUCCGGGAGAAAAAAAGUUCGGUGGCGGGUCUUGGGUUUGGGGGAGGUGACACUCAGAUCUCAGUUCCGCCGAUACACUGCGUGAGGCUUCGGCGGAUCACUGGGGAACAAGGUCCUGUCCAUGGAGCCCCUCGAAGACGCCCCCAAGUGGUGGCUGCGGAAUCGCGGGUCGGUGGACUGU
Messenger RNA from Sorex fumeus (smoky shrew), 1012 nucleotides. It is a transcript of the gene IER3, whose product is annotated as immediate early response 3. Bases 11 to 481 code for a protein of 156 amino acids. Gene Ontology annotation, biological process: DNA damage response; negative regulation of apoptotic process. The record is from RefSeq and is a predicted model, not a curated record. Lineage: Eukaryota; Metazoa; Chordata; Mammalia; Eulipotyphla; Soricidae. Gene Ontology annotation, cellular component: nucleus. The transcript has 2 exons.